Erigeron canadensis is the source of this 3344-nucleotide messenger RNA. RefSeq names its product putative pentatricopeptide repeat-containing protein At3g47840. Gene Ontology annotation, molecular function: RNA binding; protein binding. Lineage: Eukaryota; Viridiplantae; Streptophyta; Magnoliopsida; Asterales; Asteraceae. The record is from RefSeq and is a predicted model, not a curated record. Gene Ontology annotation, biological process: RNA modification.
UAUCAAAAUGUACCAUUAGACGACGACUGCUUGUUGACCAUGUUUAGAUAUGUACCACCCAGAAUAUAUAUCAUUCGAUCAUAUACAACAUCAUGCAUUGCCCAUGCUCAAACAUUUCAACAACCCCACAACUUUAACGUAUUCCAAUUCAACGCUACUCUAAAAGACCUAGUUAAAUCAGGCCAAUUAAGGCAUGCCCGCCAACUGUUUGAUAAAAUGCCUCAAAGAGAUGAAGUCACAUGGGCCACUAUAAUGUCUGGCUAUGUUAAGGCAUCCGAUUCUUCUGAAGCUUUGUCUUUGUUUUCCAAAAUGUGGGUCGAGCCUGGUCAACGAAUGGAUCAGUUUUUACUUAGUUUAGUGCUUAAGGCAUGUGGUAGUGGUUGCAGUGUUACACGAGGAGAAUCGGUUCAUGGGUAUUGUGUGAAAACGGAUUUCGUGAGUUCUGUUUUUGUGGGUAGUGCUCUUUUGGAUAUGUAUAUGAAAGUAGGGAAAGUUUUUGAAGGUUGUAGAGUGUUUGAUGAGAUGCCGAUAAGGAACGUGGUUUCUUGGACUGCAGUUAUAACCGGGUUGGUUCGUGCUGGUUUGAAUAUGGAGGGAAUAUCGUAUUUUGCUAAGUUGUGUAGAAACGGUAUGCAGUAUGAUUCGUAUACCUUGGCUAUUGCGUUGAAGGCGUGUGCUGAUGCUUGUUUGUUACGUACUGGUAAGGAAAUUCAUGCGCAGUGUUUAAAGAAAGGUUUUGAUAAGGCUUCAUUUGUGGCUAAUACUCUUACUACUAUGUACAGUAAAUGUGGGAAGGGAGAAUAUGCCUUGAGCUUGUUUGAAAGAUUUGAAACUAAAGACGUGGUUUCGUGGACUACAAUUAUUACAGGAUAUGUUCAAAUGGGUCAAUAUCACCUCUCUAUUCAAGCAUUCUUGCGUAUGCGAGAAUCAGAGGUGAGUCCUAAUGAGUAUACUCUUGCAGCAGUUAUCUCUAGCUGUGCAAAUAUUGCUACAAUUGAUUUAGGUGAACAGUUACAUGCUUAUGUGUUUUGUAAUGGUCUUAUCGGUUGUAUGUCGGUAGCUAAUUCAAUCUUGACAAUGUAUUCAAAGUGCGGGAAGCUACAUUUAUCUACAAUGGUUUUUCAAGAAAUGACUCAAAGAGACAUAUUUUCAUGGAGCACUAUAAUUGGAGGGCAUGCUCAAGGUGGUUUUGGAGUGGAAGCUUUUGAAUACUUUUCAUUAAUGAGAAAAAAUGGAUCAAAACAGACUGAUUUUGCGUUAGGUAGUGUAUUGAGUGUGUGUGGACAAAUGGCGAUUCUUGAACAAGGUAAACAAUUACAUGCACAUUGCAUUAGUAUUGGUCUAGAUCAUACAUCUAUGGUUCAGAGUGGUUUAAUCAAUAUGUAUUCUAAAUGUGGAAGCAUUCAAGAGUCUUUUAAGAUCUUUAAUGAGGCUAAACAUAACGAUCUUGUGUCAUGGACCUCCAUGAUUAAUGGGUAUGCUGAACAUGGGUUGAGUCAACAAGCUAUAGACUUGUUUGAGCGGCUCACUGAGGUUGGUCUAAAGCCAGACACAGUCACCUUUAUCGGUGUCUUAACCGCAUGUAGCCAUGCUGGUUUAUUAGACUUGGGUUUGCAUUAUUUCAACUUAAUCACAAAUUACAAGCUUAGUUUGUGUAAAGAACAUUAUGGUUGUAUGAUUGAUCUUCUUUGCAGAGCUGGGCGGUUACAUGAGGCUGAAAACAUGAUAAAUAACAUGCCAUUUAGUGGUGAUAUUGUUAUAUGGUCAACUUUGCUAAGAGCUUGUAGAUUACAUGGUAACGUAGAAUUAGGAACGCUUUCAGCAAAAAAGGUUCUUGAGAUGGACCCCAGUUGUGCAACAACACAUAUUACACUAGCGAAUCUGUAUUCUGCUACAGGGAGAAGGAGAGAAGCAGCAGAAAUGAGAAGAUUGAUGAGAACCAAAGGUGUUAAAAAGGAACCUGGAUGGUCUUGGGUUAAACUUAGGGAUUGUGUGUUUGCAUUUGCGGCAGGAGAUCAUUCACAUCCUCAAUGUGAAGAUAUGUUUAACCUAUUGGCAUUAGUGUCUUCUACAGAAGAAGAGCUUGGAAAAGACUUGCUACCAUACAACAUAGAUGAACAAGAGGAGGAAUUUGGGUAUCAAGAUAUAGGUGAAUUUGAAGCAACUGGUAAGAGUACUUUUUUUUUUACCAGAAAACUCAUGGGUGCAAGUCGUGGAGACGAUCUUUUUUCAGAAAAGUCAUUGGUGCAAGACUGCAAGUAGUAAGAUUAUAACCUUUUGGCAAGUCAGGGAUUAUAGUCAUGGAAACAGCUUUUUCUCUAACUACAUCUGAAAAAAAUAUGUACAGAAGCUGUUGUUCUGGAGCAAAGCCGAGAAGAGUUGAGUUACAAGAUUUGAGGUUGUACUGAUUUAUUAAAACCUUUAUUAUGAUUGGACAAUGAAGUGGAUGUUGGGUGAGGGUUAAUCAUCAGAUCAGUUGCAGCAUCUCUGGCAAGAUGAGUUUUGGUUUUGAGUUUCUGUUCAAAGUUCAAACACGUGAGUUGGGUCAGAGUUGCUAAGGUAUUGUUCAGUUUACCGGACACUAUUUGCAUGAUUUUUGUCUCAGUAGAGUAUUUUAGUGGCCUGUUUCAGUCCUUUUCCCCAUAGCCAUAAGUGAGGACAGCUUGCUUUACUUUCAGUGGCAUGGAUAGUGGACACCAUUUGCAUAACACUAUUUGUAUAUUUUAGUCUCAAGAUUACGAGUUGCUACAUUCAAAGGAAGCACUCAGUUAUAAGGGUUGAUGGGCAGAUGCUUUUGAUGAAAAGAUAUUUAGGCUGACUUUUAGGUUCAGACAGCCCAUUUUCGAUACAUACAAACAAAGGAAACGAGGAUUCUAACCAGACGAUUAAGAAAAACGUGGAGCAUCCCAACUGUUGGAUAGAAUGAAUCCCCAACAAUGGCAAUAACAACUUCUUGUUUAACAGCAUAAACCGUAAUUUCAUCACAUUUUGGUGCCUCUACCAUUGUUUUAUGCAGCUGCGAAAACUCCGAAAUGAAUUACUCUGAACUUAGGCAGUGAGUUCAACAAUGGUGGUGAGUUGAUAGGAAGAAUGAGGAGUAGUGAUGGUUGGAAUUUAUAGGCGCAUCCUGUGAUUUUCUAGACCACCCAACAAGAAAAAAGAACCUACAUUUGUACAUAUCAGAGAAAAAUAAUUUUUUAAUACAUAUAUGUGAAAGUUAUGAUUGUUUAUAAUUAUUGUUAUUAUUUGUGAUCAACUUUAGUUAUAUUUUAAUAGUGGAUCAUCUAGAUAGUUGAUUAUUAGUUGGACGCCUAAUUUACUAAUUUGAAGUAGAAUUAUAAAAA